This is a messenger RNA of Eucalyptus grandis, 957 nucleotides long. RefSeq lists its product as uncharacterized. The record is from RefSeq and is a predicted model, not a curated record. The transcript has a single exon. NCBI's taxonomy places the organism in Eukaryota, Viridiplantae, Streptophyta, Magnoliopsida, Myrtales, Myrtaceae. Bases 100 to 567 code for a protein of 155 amino acids.
GACUGCAGUCUCUUAGGAAACUAUCAUAUUACCCACCCCUUUCUUCCUUCCUUCAUAGAGCAACAACAAACAAAGAACAAAGUUUCGGCGGCUUCGCAAAUGGGAAGCGAAAUCAAUCUGGGUGGACGUUCUUACGAUCUGGCCAUGUCGAAGAGAACCAGAAAGCCAUUGAAACUCGAAGAGACCAUCAGCGAUAUUUCAGUUACAGGCUUUGCCCGAAGUCAAGGCUCGGAAGCUUUUCUUGAUCAAGAGAAAGGGAUCACCGUAGAAGAAUUGGCAAGUGACCGUCAAAGCUUGAAGCAACUCAUUAAUAGCGAGGGAAAACCACCGCUCGAAUCGGGUGAGGAGAGACGGCGGAGUUCACUUGGCCACCACUUCACCGAAGAAGCAGUAACGCAACUUCAAGUGGUCAGGGUCAGGGCGAAGCAGAGACAGGGUGGUGCCGAAGGGAUGAAACUCAAGGGAAUGGUUAGUCGUUGUGCGAAGGUUUUGAGCCAAUUAAUUAAGGGACACCCACCACCCGCAGGAGGAUCCAAGAAACAGCUCAUCCUCCGUCUCACCAACUGAAGCUCUCUUCGAGCCACUUAGGGGAGGUCGUGUUCGGGGUAAUCAUGGAAAUAGCCUCUCUAUAUUUCUAGCUAAAGCUGUCACCUCUGCCCUUUUCAGAACUCUACGAUGGCACUACUCUCAUUUACGACGUACCAUAUAAAAAAUUGCUAGUUCUUAGUCCAUUUUCCUACAGGUACAUAAGAUAUGAGGGGAGCGGAUGCCACUCGAAAUCUAGGACCUCGAUAUUGAGAUAGAGAGGUUUCUGUCGGCUGGACACAAAACUAGCCAACUUAGCAUGCUAGGCUGGCUACUUUUGCAUGUAUUGUGUGGGCUACAUUCUCGCGGAUGAGCUGCUUUCUUGUCAAAUGAGCCGUUAAUCGUUUAUUUUUUUACUGGCAUUUUGGUUGC